This is a messenger RNA of Anneissia japonica, 912 nucleotides long. Its product is annotated as SET domain-containing protein 4-like. The transcript has 3 exons. Gene Ontology annotation, molecular function: histone H3K4 methyltransferase activity; transcription coactivator activity; histone H3K36 methyltransferase activity. Gene Ontology annotation, biological process: positive regulation of transcription by RNA polymerase II; peptidyl-lysine trimethylation; peptidyl-lysine monomethylation. Lineage: Eukaryota; Metazoa; Echinodermata; Crinoidea; Comatulida; Comatulidae. The annotation marks the transcript as partial. The record is from RefSeq and is a predicted model, not a curated record.
AAAUAAGUAUUUUAGUAAAAUGGGCAUUACAGUACAGUAUCAUGAUUUCAUAUCACACCCAUAUACAGUAUUGGCAAAUCACUGGACAUCAUACAAUGUCACAUUAUAAAUCAUUAUAACUGGGACAAAGCCUUUGUCAUAAUUAAUUUUUCAAGGGUGGCUCUUCUAGCUACUGUAAGUUGAACAUUUACAGUUACAGUAAAAUACGGCAUUUUAUAAUAAAUAAAAAUAUUUAAAUAAACAAUAAAUUAUAAAUGAAAAAUUACAUAUAUACUGGUAUAUUAUCUAUGAAAAAAUGCUAAUGUUGAGUGGACUUGGAGUGGAUAUAAAUUAAAUGAAAUCAAGUGUGUAUUUUCAGGAACUGGACGUGGAUUAAUGGCCAAGAGGUCAUUUAAGCCUGGCGAUACUAUAGUUAAAGUUCCACCUUGUCUGCUCAUUACAACUACCACUGUUCUAAGAAGUGAUAUUGGACCAGUUAUUAAACAACAUCCAGAAUUAACGCCAAGGCAAAUGUUGUGUAUAUUCCUGUUAAUUGAAAGGCAUAAAGGACGAUUAUCCUUCUGGAGCCCGUACAUCUCUCAACUACCAGAUACGUACACAACACCUUCAUAUUUCACAGAUGAAGAACUCAAUUCCUUACCACAACAUCUCCACCAAAAGUCCUUGUUCCAAAUUGAGACAGUUAACGAUGAGUUCCAAAAAGUUAAAACAUUUUCUGAAUGUCUUAAAAGCUUGGAUUUGCAUUAUAUCAGGUUGUUCACGUUGGAGGCGUUCAGGUGGGCGUGGUUCGUGAUCAACACUAGAUCUGUGUACAUGGAUCCUGAUGUUAGCCAAUGGAAGAAUUCGCAUGAGGUUGACUCCUAUGCAUUAGCACCAUUUCUUGAUUUGCUGAACCAUUCAGCCAAAGCAGAG